This is a messenger RNA of Carcharodon carcharias (great white shark), 489 nucleotides long. RefSeq names its product von Hippel-Lindau disease tumor suppressor-like. NCBI's taxonomy places the organism in Eukaryota, Metazoa, Chordata, Chondrichthyes, Lamniformes, Lamnidae. The record is from RefSeq and is a predicted model, not a curated record. Bases 1 to 489 code for a protein of 162 amino acids. The transcript has a single exon.
AUGGCAUUGGUCACAGGGAGGCAGCCGAUCCGUGCGCAUAGGUCCCUGAAUUCAGAUGAAGCUACUUAUGUUAAAUUUGUUAAUCGGAGCUCGCGGAUUGCAAGGCCUUGGUGGAUUAAUUUCGACGGAAUUCCUCAGAAUUAUGAUGACAUUCUUUCGGGAGGCACCCUGAAUAUGCACACAUAUCGGACUCAUCCUUGGAUUUUUCGGGAUGCAGACACUGGAGACAAAUUGCUUAUAAAUAAGGAUGAGAUAUAUUUUCCAACAGCUGCACAGUAUGAUGAAGAUGGACCUGUUUACAUGCUUGUUUGCAUCAUAAUUCCAUUAUAUUCACUGAAGGACUGCUGUUUGCAAUCUAUUCGUAAACAAGUAAAGUCGGAAGAUUACGCAAAGUUGGAACUACCAAAGUCAUUGCAUGCUGAUCUCAAGAAUUCUCCAAAUCUGUUAAGGGAGGUCGAAAACCUCAGCAUGAAGUACAGAAACAGUUAA